Molecule: messenger RNA, 3435 nt
Organism: Oryza brachyantha (malo sina)
Lineage: Eukaryota; Viridiplantae; Streptophyta; Magnoliopsida; Poales; Poaceae
Product: FT-interacting protein 7
Exons: 1
Coding region: 136-3273 (1045 amino acids)
Source: RefSeq, a predicted model, not a curated record
UAGUGGCACGGCUCACUCUAGAGAGAGCGCAACGUCUCUCCACUGUAGCUCCAUGCAAGUGAGGCUCACCGGCGCCGCGGUAGCGUUGCACUGGCCGGAGCUGUAGGAGAAGGAGGUGCUCGACCAGCGGUCGCGAUGGCGGCGGCCGAGACGGUGAGGAAGCUGGUGGUGGAGGUGGUGGAGGCGCGGAACCUGCUACCCAAGGACGGCACGGGCACGUCGAGCCCGUACGCGCGCGUCGACUUUGACGGCCAGCGCCGCAAGACGCACACCGUGCCGCGGGAGCUCAACCCGGCGUGGAACGAGGCGCUCGAGUUCAACUUCCCCGGCCCCGGCGCCGGCGCCGUCGUCGGCGACGCCCUCGCCGGCGAGCCGCUCGAGGUGGCCGUCCUCCACGACGUCCGCAUCGGCCCCAGCCGCCGAAACAACUUCCUCGGCCGCGUCCGCCUCGACGCGCGCCAGUUCGUCCGCAAGGGCGAGGAGGCGCUCAUCUACUUUCCGCUUGAGAAGAAGAGCCUCUUCAACUGGGUGCGUGGCGAGAUCGGCCUUAGGGUGUACUACGUCGACGAGCCCAUCGCUCCGCCGCCGACGCCGCCGGAGCCGCCUGCCGCUGAUCCUGCUCCAGCCGAGGCCGCUGCGGAGGCGGCUCCUGGUGCCCCUCCGGCUGAUGCGGACGCAGCACCGGCGCAGACGCCACCGGCUGAGGUAACAGAGCAGGCAGCGGAAGCACCGCCAGCCGGCGACGAUGGCGCGACGGAGAAGGCAGCGGAAACUGAAGCACCUCCGGCGGAGAGUCCGGCGUCGGGAGAAACGCCGAUGAUGACAUCCGAGGCGGUGGCAGCUUCGGCGGAAGCUGCGGUGGAGAAGGCGCCGGAAGAAGAGCAGAAACUGAUCCCGCCACCGCUGCCGACGCCGACGCCAAUGCCGCGCCAGGUGCCGGUGCCGGCGCGGCCACCGCCGCCUCCCCCGGAGGCACCGGUGGAGCGAUCGAAGCACGACCUGGUCGACAAGAUGCCGUUCCUGUUCGUCCGGGUGGUGCGCGCGCGGGGGCUCCCGGCGGGGGCGCACCCGCACGUGCGCGUCACCGCCGGCGGCCGCCAAGCGUCCACGCGAGAGGCUCGCCGCGGCGCCUUCUUCGAGUGGGACCAGACCUUCGCCUUCGCGCGCGAUCCGGCCACCGACUCGCCGGGCCCCACGCUCGAGGUCUCCGUCUGGGACCUCCCGCCCGACGUCGACGUAUCCGACGCCGACGAUCGCCACUUCCUCGGAGGGCUCUGCUUCGACACCGCCGACGUGCACGCCCGGGACCCGCCCGACGGGCCGCUCGCCACGCAGUGGUACAGGCUGGAGGGCGGCCGCCGCCUCGCCGGCGCCGACCUGAUGGUCGCCACGUGGGCCGGCACGCAGGCCGACGAGGCGUUCGCCGAAGCGUGGAAGGCGGACUCCCCGGCGUCCACCGCCUCGGCCGCCGCCGCAUCGCGCGCAAAGGUGUACGUCUCGCCGAAGCUGUGGCUCCUGCGGCUCACCGUCAUCGAGGCGCAGGACACUCUCACGGCGCCGCCGCCUCGCGACGCAGGCAUCGCCGUGCGUGGGACGCUGGGCUUCCAGUCCUUCAGGACACGCACCACUCCGGUGGCACGCAACGGCGGCCCGUCGUGGAACGAGGAUCUGCUGUUCGUCGCGGCGGAGCCGCACACCGACGACGACUGCCUCAUCAUGUCCCUCGAGGUGCGCCACGGCAAGGAGGCCUUCCCCGUCGGCUCGGCCAGCAUCUCUCUCGCCACCAUCGAGAGACGCGUCGACGACCGCAAGGUGGCGUCCAAGUGGAUCGAUCUGCUUCCCUCCGACGAGGCCAUGAAGAAGGUCGGCAAGAAGGCGGCCAUGCACAUGCACGGCGGCCGUCUUCACGUGCGUGUCUGUCUCGACGGCGGCUACCACGUCGCCGACGAGCAACCGUACGCGAGCAGCGACUUCCGGCCGUCGGCUCGGCAGCUGUGGCGCCCGCCAAUCGGCGUCGUCGAGCUCGGGAUUGUCGGGUGCAAGAACCUCCUUCCGAUGCGCACUGCCGACGGCAAGGGCUGCACCGACGCCUACGCCGUCGCCAAGUACGGCCCCAAGUGGGCGCGGACACGCACCAUCUCCGACUGCUUCGACCCGGCCUGGAACGAGCAGUACACGUGGCCGGUGUACGACCCAUGCACGGUGCUCACCGUUGGCGUGUUCGACGAUCCGCCCCCGCCGUCGCAGCUGCCGGACGGCGCGAAGGACGCCGCCAUCGCGUGUUCGCGGCCGAUGGGGAAGGUCCGGAUACGGCUGUCCACGCUAGAGAGCGGCCGUGUGUACCGCGGCAUGUACCCGCUCAUCAUGAUGCUCCCCACCGGCGCGAAGCGGAUGGGCGACGUCGAGCUCGCCAUCCGCUUCGCCGCGUCGGCGUCGGCGCUGGACGUGCUGCAGAUGUACGGCCGGCCGGCGCUGCCUCCGAUGCACCACCUGCGGCCGGUCCCGGCCGGGAGCCGCGACGCGCUGCGUCUGGCGGCGGCGCGCAUCUCGGCCGCGCACCUGGCGCGGUCGGAGCCACCGCUGCGGCGGGAGGUGGCGACGUGGAUGCUCGACGCGGCGGAGCCCCGCGGGUUCAGCAUGCGGAAGCUGCGCGCCAACUGGAACCGCGCCGCGUCCGCGCUGUCGUGGGUGAGCGACGCGGCGCGGUGGGCGGAGGACACGCGGUCGUGGCGGAACCCGACGGCGACGAUGCUGGCCCACGCCGUGCUCGUCCUCCUCGCGUGGCACCCGGACCUCGUCGUGCCGACGCUCACGCUGCACGCGGCGGCCGUCGGCGUGUGGAAGUACCGGAGCAGGCCGCGGGCCCCGGCGCCGCACCCGUGCGUGCGCGCGUCCAUGGCGGAGGCGCCCGACAGGGACGAGCUGGACGAGGAGUUCGACUCGACCCCCUCCUCGAGGCCGCCGGAGAUGGUGCGGGUGCGGUACGACCGCGCCAGGAUGUUCGGCGUGCGGCUGCAGGCGAUGGCCGGCGACGUGGCGGCGCAGGCGGAGAGGCUGCAGGCGCUGGUGUCGUGGCGCGACCCGCGCGCCACGGGGAUGUUCGUCGCGCUCUGCGUGCUCGUGGCGAUGAUGCUGUACGUGGUGCCCAUCCAGGUGGUGGCCGUGGUCGCCGGGUUCUACUACCUCCGCCACCCCAUGUUCCGGGACCGGACGCCGCCGCCGGUGAUCAACUUCUUCCGGCGACUGCCUUCCAUGUCCGAAAGAAUCGUGUAGGAUCUCAUCCGGGAAGCAGUGCAAGUCGAUUACUUUGCGUAGUAUGUCAUGUCAUAAUGCCAGUAACUCAUGAGGGCUCAUAAGGUUAUAGAAUUGAUUAUGUUCUAUGCUAGAACGGAAUAAACGAUAUUAGUUAUCAAAUGCAAUCGUUCGUUCGUAUUA